AUGCAGCAGUACCAGCAGUGGCUCGCCAGUCGCCAUGAGGCCAGUCUGCUGCCCAUGAAGGAGGAUCUGGCCCUGUGGCUGUCCACCAUGCUAUGUCUGGAAAUCACCGCUGAAAGUUUCAUGGAUCGCUUGGACAAUGGCUUCCUGUUGUGCCAGCUGGCUGAGACACUGCGGGAGAAGUUCAGGGAAAGUCAUGGAGUCCUGUCUCCACUUGGCAACAAUAAGACUAAUCUCUACCGGAGGAUUCCCUGCCGGAAAAGUGCACCAUCGGGAUCUUUCUUUGCACGGGACAACACAGCCAACUUCCUGUCCUGGUGCAGAGAAGUUGGAGUUGGGGAAACGUGUUUGUUUGAGUCUGAGGGUUUGGUUCUCCAUAAGCAGCCCAGAGAAGUGUGCCUUUGUCUUUUAGAAUUGGGGCGAAUAGCGAGCAGGUACAAUGUGGAGCCUCCUGGACUCAUAAAGUUGGAGAAAGAGAUCGAAUUAGAAGAAAAAUGCCCUCCUCCUCCAUCACCUGUGUCUCCCUCUCAGCCUCUCCCAGCCUCCCCAUCGCUGUCGCCUUCCCCUUCUCCCACGGCCUCUCCCACCCCGGCCAAAGUCACCUCCACCAAGAAAAGUACUGGGAAACAGCUGGAUGAUGCCGUGCGACACAUUGCUGAUGAUCCUCCUUGCAAAUGUCCCAACAAGUUCUGUGUGGAGCGGCAGUCACAGGGACGAUACCGUGUCGGAGAGAAAAUGCUCUUUAUUCGGAUGCUCCACAAUAAGCAUGUCAUGGUGCGUGUGGGCGGAGGCUGGGAGACCUUUGAGAGUUAUCUGCUGAAGCAUGAUCCGUGCCGCAUGUUGCAGUUCUCCAGAGUGGAGGGAAAGACUUCACUCAGCAGCAAGUCCCCCAGCAUCAAGGACCUGAGCCCAGACAGUUACAUGGUGGUGGCAGCCAGCUAUAAAGCCCAUACGAAAAAAUGA
This is a messenger RNA of Knipowitschia caucasica, 960 nucleotides long. Lineage: Eukaryota; Metazoa; Chordata; Actinopteri; Gobiiformes; Gobiidae. The record is from the annotation of a GenBank genome assembly.